Molecule: messenger RNA, 1034 nt
Organism: Pelodiscus sinensis (Chinese soft-shelled turtle)
Lineage: Eukaryota; Metazoa; Chordata; Testudines; Trionychidae
Source: RefSeq, a predicted model, not a curated record
UGGAGGACAAAUUCAAAGGCUCGGGUUACAUUUGCUAUGUUUGCAGAAUGGUUUUUGAACCAUUUUGUCCUUGCUGUUGAACGUUAUUGCUUGGGCAAAAACAUUCCUUUCAAAAUUCUCCUUCUCCUUGACAAUGCCCCUGGACAUCCAAACACUUUAGAUGACAUGCACCCCAAUGUAAAGGUGGUAUUUCUACCCCCCAACACCACAUCACUAAUUCAGCCAAUGGAUCAGGGAGUCAUAGCCUCCUUUAAGGCCUAUUAUUUAAGGAGGACAUUCUCACAAGCUGUCAGGGCUACCCAAAAGGAUGAGAUGACCUUAAGGGAUUUCUGGAAAAGUUAUAACAUUUAUGAUGCCAUCAACAAUAUUGCUGAUGCUUGGGAUGAAGUGAAAGAGACAAAUAUGAGAGGAGUUUGGAACAAAUUGUGCCCCCAAUUCACAGAAGAAUUUCUGGGGUUUACAGAUGAGGAAAUCGCCGAAACCAGGCAAGCUGUGGUUGCUAUUGGUAAUGAACUGCAGUUGGACAUCACUGAAAAUGAUAUCAUAGAGUUACUCGACUCCCAUGGCAAAGAACUAACCAAUGAAGACCUUAUGGAACUAGAGCAGCAGAUAGAAUCUAGGGAAGAAAACCAGGACCUAGAAACUCCACAAUUGAAAAAAUUUUCUACAAAAGAGUUAGCUGAUGCUUUUCAACUUAUUGAAGCGGGAAUGGCAAAGUUAGAGGAGCAAGAUCCUGAAACAGAGAGGUUUGAAAAAGUUGACCGCACAGUUACCGAAGGUCUGAGAUGCUACUGGGCUAUUUAUGAUGAGGGGGAAAAAAAGCUCUAAACAAACCUCCCUUGAUGCCUACUUCAAGAAAUUGACUCCAGCAGCAGAAUCUGACUCUGACUCUCUAAUACCAGUCCCAUCCUCUCCAACAAGUCCAUCAUCCUCUACCAAGAUUGUUUAAGGUUGUACUGUACAGUACAGUACAGUAUUUGAAACGUUUAAGCAUUUACAUGCACUGUUAAAAAUAAAGAAUAUGUUAAGACAAA